This is a messenger RNA of Canis lupus familiaris (dog), 1660 nucleotides long. RefSeq names its product calbindin 1 (gene CALB1). Gene Ontology annotation, biological process: regulation of presynaptic cytosolic calcium ion concentration; regulation of long-term synaptic potentiation. Gene Ontology annotation, cellular component: terminal bouton; cytosol; synapse. Lineage: Eukaryota; Metazoa; Chordata; Mammalia; Carnivora; Canidae. The coding region runs from base 73 to 858 and encodes 261 amino acids. Gene Ontology annotation, molecular function: calcium ion binding. The record is from RefSeq and is a predicted model, not a curated record. The transcript is spliced from 11 exons.
CUCCCGGCCGCCGCGCUCCCCGCGCUCCCGCUGGCACACGCGCACGCACACUCACUCACACUCGGCUGUACGAUGGCACAGUCCCACCUGCAAUCCUCCCUCAUCACAGCCUCACAGUUUUUCGAGAUCUGGCUUCAUUUCGACGCAGACGGAAGUGGCUACCUGGAAGGAAAGGAGCUGCAGAACUUGAUUCAGGAACUCCAGCAAGCACGGAAGAAGGCUGGAUUGGAGUUAUCACCGGAGAUGAAAACCUUUGUGGAUCAGUAUGGGCAGAGAGAUGAUGGAAAAAUAGGAAUCGUAGAGUUGGCUCAUGUAUUACCCACAGAGGAGAACUUCCUGCUGCUCUUCCGAUGCCAGCAGCUGAAGUCUUGUGAGGAAUUCAUGAAGACAUGGAGGAAAUAUGAUACUGAUCACAGUGGCUUCAUAGAAACUGAGGAGCUUAAGAACUUUCUAAAGGACCUGCUGGAAAAAGCAAACAAGACUGUCGAUGAUACAAAACUAGCUGAGUAUACAGACCUAAUGCUGAAAUUAUUUGAUUCAAAUAAUGAUGGGAAGCUGGAAUUAACUGAGAUGGCCCGGUUACUACCUGUACAGGAGAAUUUUCUUCUUAAAUUUCAGGGAAUCAAAAUGUGUGGGAAAGAGUUCAAUAAAGCUUUUGAGUUAUAUGAUCAGGAUGGCAAUGGAUACAUAGAUGAAAAUGAACUGGAUGCUUUACUGAAGGAUCUGUGUGAGAAGAAUAAACAGGAUCUGGAUAUUAAUAAUAUUCCAACAUACAAGAAAAGCAUAAUGGCUUUAUCGGAUGGGGGGAAGCUGUACCGAACGGAUCUCGCUCUCAUUCUCUGUGCUGGAGACAACUAGAGUUGGUGACCAUGACUACUUACUAGUGAUACAUCGUAUCUAAAAAAAUAACUGUGCACUAUAAGGGAGUAGGCUGUAUUUUCUUUUGUAUCUGUAAUUUAACUGCAUAUAGAUGAUUACCCGGGAUGUGUGGCACAUUCUUUUCAGCUUGUUUCUACACUGUUUGUAAUGUACAGUUUUUGUAACUACACGACUGGGGGAAAAAAAAAAGAAAAGUCUUAGGCUUAGGCCAGUCAACAGACCCAAUUGAUAAAAAUUAACAACCAAACAGAUUCCUGUUUUCACAAAUAUAGUUGGACAAGAUUUCCCUGAAGAUUCCACGAGGAUCAGUCUCUAAGAUUCUCGUCUGAUGUGUGAAUGCACAGGUCACCGAAUAGGAGACUUCUACCCAACCAGAGACAAUCAUAGGUCUGUCCCACAAAAUAGUCUUAAGCUGUAUUUUCGAUUAUUAGGAAGAAUGUGCUUUUACAUCUAAAAUACCAAAAUAUCAAUAGUUAGCUAUUUGUGGCUCUAGGAGUUUAAACAGUCUCACUAGAGAAGACUUAGUUCAUCAAUCAACAUGUCUACUGCUUGAAUCCAUACCAAGCUAUUGGUUCUAGGUAAUCUGAUGACAAGGAAAGGUAGCACCAGAUGAAACAAAUCUGUCUGAUUCCACAUCUGUACUUCCAAGAAGCCUACUGUCAGAGUAGGACCUUAAUUCAUUUUCUAAACUGUUUUCACGUGUUGCAGAUUAUAAUUAUUCUAGUCACCUGCUGUUUUUGUCAUUGUGUGAUCUCUGAUUAAAUUAUAUAUGCCGAGUAUC